UUGUUGUAAAAUAAUUAAAAUAAAAUUGGUCAUGUUAAAGUUAAGGCAAUUUUUGUAUUGCCAAAUAGCAACACUGUUGGUGGUAGCAAUGCCAGUGGUGGGGUUGUGAGAUAAUAAAAAAGGCGGUAGUCUGAGAAACGAGAGGAGAAAUCAGUGUAUUCGGUAGUGAGCAGAUGUCUAAAGAUUGUAAAAGUGGAGUUUCAAAUAAAGCAAUACAGAAUUAAGUAAACUACUGCAAUCUGUGUAUUAUUUCCUGACUGUUGGAAGUGGAGUUUUACAUCUCAGAAGUGCGGUCGCCUCACUUCCAGAACAUGAAUAGAGAAGGCACACAUCAUUUGAUGACACCCUCGCGCAGCCGUAAAGGAAGCCGAGGCGAAGCGGGUCCCAACCGAUCUCGUACUCGCAGCCGUAGCUCUCGCACGUGCAGCCGGGCCCGGGAGCUGGAACUGUACCAAGAACGUAUCCAGCGACUAGAACAGGAACUGCAGCAAGAGCGGGAGAUGGUACGGCGACGCGAGAGAAGUACACGGCGCCCUUCAGCCGAGAGGCCACUUGCGACCUCUCUUCGUGCAGCUACAGAGGUGCGCCGGAGUGACGAUGCGCGGCAUGCAAAAGUCAACCAUGAACGUCGUGCCACACAUAUCAGGUCACGUAGUCCUUCCUUUUCUACUAAUGAUGUUGUCAAAAUAAUACAGUCUAUUAAGCACGGUCCCGAAUCUCAAACGUUACCGCAGAACACACCGAUGAUUAAUAAAAAUAUAGAUCACAAGAAUAUUCUUCCAAAUUUUGACCCUUCUGUUAAAAAUCAGCGAAUAGACGUGUGGCUGAAAAAGGUUAAUGAAUGCGCGUCGGUUUAUGGUUGGGACGAUAGGACUACUAUACACUUUUCACUACAAAAACUUCAAGGAUUGGCCAAGUUGUGGUUCGAGAGUCUAGAUACGAUCUUGUAUACGUGGCAAGAGUGGCAAGAUAAAUUAAUAAACGCGUUUCCUCACGAACUAAAUUAUGGCCAGUGCUUAGAAGACAUGUUGAGACGAAAAAGCAAGCUUAAUGAACCUAUAGAGCAAUACUAUUAUGAAAAACUGUCUCUGUUAAACCUAUGUGGUAUUUCUGGUAAGCGCGCUGUCGACUGCAUAAUUCACGGAAUUAGUGACAGGACUAUGAAGUCUAGUGCCUUAGCUUUGCGCUGUUCUCUUCCAGAAAAUCUUUUACAGUUUUUAAUGAGUUGGGACACAGAUCAAUUGAUUAAUGAUCAAUCGCAUUUGAGAAAUAAAAAUGCCUCUGACACUGAAUCAAAUUCUAAAAAGAAUUCCGGUCAAGGUAUUUAUUGUUUUAACUGCAAACAGCAGGGGCAUCCGUAUUUACAGUGCCCAAAGCCGCUAGAUAAAUGUAACAAAUGUGGUAAGAUAGGACAUAAAACGGAAACCUGUUUUAAUCAGGAAGAGGGUUCCUCAAUCGGUUUGGUGGUCUCUAAAAAUAACUAGCUCUAGUGCAAAAUUAACCGAAAACUUAUCUUAACGACAUUUUCUUCGAGUCGUAUCACACAUAAAAUAGAGAACAUUCAAGACAAUAUUCCCCAUGAAAGGCUCUGGUUAUAAGUUAAUAUAGUCCUCGGAGAGUAUACCUUUUCAUCUCGAAAUUUGAUGACGUACGUGCUAGUGUUCUGUAGGCUAGGUGACAAUCUGAUGUAAUUCUUCGUUAAUCAAUCAAACAUUACAGAACAAUCGCAUAUCAUUAUUAUGAAAAAUUCAACUACUUAACGGUUUUUAAGCAUGAAUUCUGAACUGUCCCACUCAGAUUUAUA
Molecule: messenger RNA, 1804 nt
Organism: Bombyx mori (domestic silkworm)
Lineage: Eukaryota; Metazoa; Arthropoda; Insecta; Lepidoptera; Bombycidae
Exons: 2
Coding region: 312-1484 (390 amino acids)
Molecular function (GO): nucleic acid binding; zinc ion binding
Source: RefSeq, a predicted model, not a curated record